Molecule: messenger RNA, 3599 nt
Organism: Salvelinus sp. IW2-2015
Lineage: Eukaryota; Metazoa; Chordata; Actinopteri; Salmoniformes; Salmonidae
Source: RefSeq, a predicted model, not a curated record
AUGGUGAUUUUUGCUUCUCUCAUGCUGCUUGGCACGCUGCCUAAAAGGGAUUUUAUUUUUCAUGUUUCUUGAGGUCGUAUCAACUUCCAACCUCGCGCAGGUUGUCUCGUGACCACAUGAUUGCUCUUUAGAUACCUGGCGAGGUGAACAUGAAAGUGAAAACAGCUGUAAACCCAUGUGAAAACCCCUGGGCUGGUAGGCUACUCACUCACUGCUCCAGACAGUAGAGUUGCUCAGGUCGGGUUGGUUACCGCGACGGCACACCCUUUCCCCCUUACCUUCCAUAGAAAAUGGCAUGUUGGCUGUAAACAUAAGCUUUGCUCCUGUUCCUGCUGACUGCUGUGACAGGCACCAAAAGUUAAAGGCACUUUUAACAACACAUUCAACAGACAACUCCUUGCCUGAAACAAGGGACAUUCAAUGCCAAGCAGAGAUCAGAUGGCAGGGAUUGGGGAACCUGGGGACAUGGAGGAGGUGAAUGAAGCUCAGGGUCUAGAGGGGGACAGAUCCUCCCUCAAAUCCACUAUGGAGAGGAACGUGAAGACACAACCUGACGGCCCGGUGAAGGAGAAGAAACUGGGGAUGAUGAAGCAAUUCAGGGAGAGCAUCAAGCGGGUUGGAGAGAGGGGUCCUCUGGCCUCAAACAGCCAAGAGUCAAAGGACAAAUCCAAUUCAGAACAGGGGGGACAUGGUAUUGACCCUGAAGUGACCUCACCAACCCAUCAGCUGCCACCCCCUCCCUCACCAUGUUUGAGUGCUGGGUCUCCUAUGGCCUCUCCCCUGAAGGGUCUAGGUGGGGAGGGAGGAGAGAGUGCAGAAGAUUCACUCCAGAAAAAGCACACCAGAACACGCUCAGACCCAUCGGCAAUUGGGGACUCUCUUCUAAAGAAGGGGGCUUCCAUUCGACGGAGUUUGCGACUUGUGGGGAAUAAGAAGGACAAGGCCCUCAAACAGGAGCAGCUCCAGCCUGUCACUGAGAUCACUGUGGAUGAGAAGAGAGAGAAGGAGAGGGUAGAGAUAAAAGAGUCAUACAUACUCCCAGAGAUACCCCUCACACCCCUCUCAGUGAUGCAGAUCAAUAAGCUGAUUGGGAUGGAGGUGCUGGAGGAGGCCUAUCUGAACCUCCUCUCCCUGUGCCAGGAGUUCCAGCAGGAGAGGGAGGAGUGCACGGAGGAGGCCUCCUCUAUGGAGCUGGCCAAGAAGGAGAAGGACCUGAGGCUCCUUUACAAUGCCCUGCUGGACAAGGUGAAGGAAAUAGUGCGGGACUCCAACUCCUUUCCCUCUCGCAACAAGGAUCUCUUGGUGCAUGUGGCCCAUGUCAUCCAGGAGGAGGAGAAGAGGGAGGCAGAGCCUGGGGUCGCGGGCAUGGUUGGGCCUGGGGGUUGGCGGGGGGCCUGGAGAGAGGCUGUGAGCGAGGGUGUACAGGCCACACUGAAGAGUGUUCACUUGGACAGGCCCGAGCAGAAUACCUCCUGGCUGGCUAUCCACCUGGGUAUGCUGGGCAAGGCCAUCGUGGAGGACUUGAAGAAGGUGAAGGGAGAGCUGCAAGGCUCUUACCCACCCAGCUUCAAUGUGUUCAGCACCUAUGUGAGCUGUUACCAUGGUGCUGUCAGCCAGCACCUGAAGAGGCUUCAGCAGCAGGUGACAGAUCUGAAGGACUACUACACCCUGCUGGACUGGAUCAUCAAUCACUAUGAGAGUGAGAAGGUAAUGAGUAGUCCUUCAUUGAGACCAGAGAUGGAAGCUGAGAACAUAGGCCUCUCCCUGGAGGAGGGUUUCCUGGACCAGCUCAAGGGGAAAUACUGCAUGCGGGCAAAGGAGGACAUGAGAGCUUCACUGGAUAAAAUAUUAGAGAUUGAAAAUGAGGACAUGUGGAUAAAGAAACAGGCACCAGAGACUGACGAUGAACACUUUUUUAAAUCUGACAUACACAUGGAUAUCUGGACGAAAGUUAAGAGCAAUGCUGUAAACUCCAAGAGGAUUGAUGCAGACCUGGAGAUGAGAAUAGUCUGUUCCUGCCUAGAAGAGUUACAGCAGUUUCCCAAGCGAUUUGAGAACGAAUUUAGGUACUGCUGUAACAGUAUGGAAAACCCUUCACUUUGGGCUGACUAUCAGAUAACCUACAUCAACAGCUUUAAAGCUCUUAAGGAGCACAUGGAGGGUUACAGAGAGAGCUGCCCGACACAGGUGGACCAUCUCAGCAGAGAGGUGGAUGGCUUGGUCCAUAGACUGGUCCAGGGCCUGGAGGACCAGUUUAAGAAUGAUGUCAGGCCUUACCUCAGGAGAAUGAUGACGAGGAAGUGGCUCUCCACAGAUGAGGACUUUCAACAGCUGUUGAGCAGGACAGAGAAGCUGGCCCAGCGCUGUUCACAAAUGAGACAUCCAUAUGUACAGAUGUUUGUGAGCAACUUGCACUACUAUGUGGUGAAAGAGUAUGUCUCCCAGCUGAUGAAAAACAACUACUCCUGUAAGAACAGGAAGCAUGACAAAGCAGCCACCAAGAUGAGGGUGCAGUGGGAUGAACUCAAUGAUUUGUUUGAGGAAAUGAAGACAACACAUGACUGGCUCCACCCAGUAGGAGACCACCUGAGUAACAUAAUUGGGGAAAAGAACAAGAGAGACAUAAAGAACCACCUGAAACAUUUAGUAGCGGACUACCCAGACAUCAGUAAGAAGCACCUAUCGUCCGUGCUGUACUUCAGGGGCUUGGUGCGGGGCAGGGAGAAGCGGGUAAUCCUGCAGUGUCUCACUGAGCUGAAGAAGAAACUAGGAACUGCAGGGAACACUGGAGAUAAAAAAAGAGGCCUCUUCAUUGAUAUGCAGGUCACCAUCACCAAUACAAACUGUCUGGCUGACAUGCCUUUCUCCUGCCUCUCCUCUCUCCUGCCAGACAGCUAAACUACAGGCCUAGAUACAAGAGCCUACCACAGAGAUGGUAACCUAACCAAGCUGUCUGAGAAGGCCUGAGGAGGCUUAUAAAGAACAUACUGUAGGAUUACCAGUAUGAUCACUACGCAAAAAGCAAACAUAGUCUAAUGAUUAUUUAAAUGUGAAUGGACCUUUACAUGGUAAAUCUUGUUCAUGCAGUCAGAGGUUAUUUAAGACACCUCAUUGAUUAAGCCUUCUUUUUUUAUAUAUUGUCACUUUAGCCCACUGUUGUUGCAAAAGAAAGCUGAGAACAUAAUUAAUAAUGGGCCUGAUGCUAAAUGAACUCCAUGGUCGGGCUCAAACUGUAUGUUCAGUGUUGAAUGAACUUUACCAUUGAUUUACCUAUUUUCAAGCUAUUCAAAUGUGUCGCUGCAGUGCACAUAUUACAUGUCAACAUAGAAAAGACUCCCUUAGAAAGUCCCACAGUCCACUGUCCUGUUGUUUUGUGGUCAAAACAAGGUUUCAAAAUAUCUGAUAAUGUCAUUUAACCACAAACAAAUACACGAAUACAAGUUUCUCCCGUUGUUAGGGAAGUGAGAGUUUUUGUUCCCCUCUAAUACUUUUUGGCCACAUUGACAGGGCAGCAUGCAACACAAAGGUUUGUACUCAUGUGUCUGCUGUCUAGUAUGAGUAUAGAUGAAGUCGAUCACAAUAAAUUCAUCCAACAUCAA